Messenger RNA from Callorhinchus milii (elephant shark), 4571 nucleotides. RefSeq names its product rho GTPase-activating protein 26. Gene Ontology annotation, cellular component: cytoplasm. The record is from RefSeq and is a predicted model, not a curated record. NCBI's taxonomy places the organism in Eukaryota, Metazoa, Chordata, Chondrichthyes, Chimaeriformes, Callorhinchidae. The transcript has 25 exons. Gene Ontology annotation, biological process: signal transduction. Bases 286 to 2655 code for a protein of 789 amino acids. Gene Ontology annotation, molecular function: GTPase activator activity; protein binding.
UGUGAGUGAGAUCCCGAGUGUGAGUGAGAUCCCGAAGGUGAGGAGGAGAUCCUGAGGCUGAGGAGGACACCGCCAGGAAGCGGAGAGACCGCGGGAAGGAGAAGAGUGGGCGCAGCUCCCAGUCAGCGGUUCAGACAGACCAGUUCUCAGGACACACUCGCGAUCGAUCGGUCGGUCACCGGAUCCAUCCGAAGAACUGAGCCGCCGUGACUUUGGAUCUCAGUGUCCCGGUCCCUUUGAGCCCUUCGCGCCUCCCCUCCCGGCUGUCUCGCUCUGCCCGAUAAGAUGGGGCUGAGGCCGCUGGAGUUCAGCGAAUGUUACCUGGACAGCCCCCAGUUCCGCGACAGACUAAAAUCUCACGAGGUGGAGCUCGAGAAAACGAACAAAUUCAUCAAGGAUCUGAUUAAAGACGGAAAGGCAUUGAUUCAGGCACUAAAAAAUCUCUCAUCCGCUAAGAGGAAGUUUGCGGAAUCGCUGAAUGAAUUCAAGUUUCAGUGCAUUGGAGACACGGAGACAGACGACGAGAUCUGUAUAGCGAGAUCACUCCAGGAGUUUGCAGGCGUUUUGAAAAACCUGGAAGAUGAGCGUGGACGUUUGAUUGAGAAUGCCAGCGAAGUUCUCAUCACCCCGUUGGAGAGGUUUCGGAAGGAGCAGAUUGGGGCUGCGAAGGAGGCGAAGAAGAAGUACGACAAGGAAACAGAAAAGUAUUGCAGUGUGCUGGAGAAACAUUUAAACCUGUCCUCAAAGAAGAAAGAAACGCAUCUGCAAGAGGCGGACUGUCAGGUUGAUGUUGUUCGAAAGCAUUUCUACGAGGUGUCACUGGAGUAUGUGUUCAGAGUGCAUGAGGUCCAGGAGCGAAAGAUGUUCGAGUUUGUGGAACCACUGCUUGCAUUCUUACAAGGGGUCUUCACGUUUUAUCAUCAUGGCUACGAACUGGCAAAAGACUUUGGUCACUUCAAAACCCAGCUUCAGAUCAGCAUUCAGAACACACGCAAUCGUUUUGAGGGAACACGACCUGAGGUUGAAUCUCUGAUGACGAAAAUGAAGGAGAAUCCUCUUGAGCACCAGAGGAUCAGCCCUUUCACAAUGGAAGGCUACCUUUUUGUACAGAAGAAAAGCCCUUUUGGAUCCAGCUGGGUGAAGCAUUACUGUACGUAUCAGAGAGAAUCAAAGAGGGUUACCAUGGUACCGUUCGACCAAAAAACUGGAGGAAAAGUAGGAGACGAGGAGCUGUUUACCUUGAAAUUGUGCACUAGGAGAAAAACCGACUCGAUCGAGAAGAGAUUCUGUUUUGAUGUGGAAGGAGUGGACAGAACAAGUGUCAUCACGAUGCAGGCAUUUUCUGAAGAGGACAGAAGGUUGUGGAUUGAAGCCAUGGAUGGCCGAGAGCCUGUGUACAACUUAAAUAAAGACAGUCAAGUACCCGAAGGCACCCAGUUGGACAAAGUUGGAUUUAACUUAGUGAAGAAAUGCAUUCAGGCCAUCGAAGAAAGAGGCAUUAAUGAGCAAGGCCUUUACCGAAUAGCUGGCGUCAACUCCCGGGUUCAAAAAUUGUUAGGUAUAUUGAUGGAUCCAAAAGGAGCUGAUGAUUUAGACUUGGAGACCUCAACUGAAUGGGAGAUAAAGACGGUCACCAGCACGCUUAAACAUUAUCUCAGGAUACUUCCAGCUCCUCUGAUGACCUACCAAUUGCAACGCAGCUUCAUCAAAGCGGCCAAGUUGGACAAUCAAGAUUCACGACUGUCUGAGAUCCACAGGCAGGUGCACCGACUGCCAGAGAAGAACAAGGCCAUGCUGGAAAUCCUCAUCAAACACUUGGCGAAUGUGUCCAAUAACCACAAACAGAACCUGAUGCCUGUUGCCAACCUGGGAGUGGUGUUUGGGCCAACCCUGCUCAGACCUCAGGAGGAGACUGUGGCUGCCAUCAUGGAGAUCAAGUUCCAGAAUAUCGUGGUUGAGAUCUUAAUAGAAAACCAGCAACAGAUAUUUCAGACUGUACCAGACUCUGUUGUGAUACAAACAAACCCUUUGCUGAAUUCUGCACCGAGAAAGAGUGGUGAAGGCAAGCCCCCAUUAUGUAGCCAGAGGCCCCUAAUGUUAUUUCAGACAUCCUCAACUGAAAACGAGAAGCGGAACAGUGUUCUGAACUCCAGCGCUGAGUCUGUGUUCUUGCCAACUGUGAAUAGCUCAUCCAAACCCAACACCCAUCGGCAAAGCUUUCACAGCCUGGGCUCUUCUGACCUAGAGGUGGCUGCAGUGAAACUGGAACGUCCCAAUUCUCUGGCUGUGUGGUCAACUUACGUGACUCUGCUGGCUAGAUACUGGAAAAGAGUAAAUCCCAAAACAAAACCCAGUCUCCACAGCCCUCUGGAUCCGAGCCCCAGCUCACCACUUUCACCCUCGUUGCCCAUGAUUUCAGCACCUUCGAGUCCAGUUCCCGUUUCCUCAACCUCCAAUGACUCCUCCCCUCUCAGUCCCCCAGGUCGCAAAGCUCGAUCCUUGUACGCCUGCAAAGCAGAACACGAGUCUGAAUUGUCCUUCAGUGCGGGAACCAUGUUCGAGAAUGUUCAUCCAUCCCGGGAGCCCGGUUGGCUUGAAGGAACACUGGAUGGGAAGACUGGAUUGAUCCCGGAAAACUAUGUGGAGUUUCUAUAGCCAAAGGGACGUAGCAUUCCAGCUGGACAUUACAUGGUAUCCAUGGCAUUCAUGUGGACAUCACGCAGAUUGUAAUUUUUGGCGUAUUCCCUCUGUAGCAGAGAUGCAAUGGGGACAUAUCUGUGAACUGGACAUAGAUGAUUAAUUUCAGGCCUAAUUUUUACUGCCUUGCAGUGUUAGAGCGACGCGAUUCAUUAAUUUAUCAGCCCAGAGUCUGUAAUUAUUUCUUAAGGACUUUGAUUUUAGUCCACGCUCUUCGUGAUUUCUCGAAUGGAUGUGUGUUUUAUUGUUGCCGGAUUUUAACCUGUAUAUAAUGGGGGGGAGAUUGAAUCUGCACAGUUACUGGAUAUCUUGGAAUGCUUGGAGAUGUAUGAUGCAUUUAGAGCGCUAAUAUGGAGCUUUCCUGUUGGGUAAGGAUCACCUUUCUGUUGGCUGCUGCUUUCCAAAAGAACCUUGAGCUGCCACAUUGGUAUUGACCAUUCUCUCCCUUCAGCCAGUGACCGACUGGUUUCUUGCUGAGGCUUCUCCCUCUUGCAGUCACACAACUGGAUUGUAGAAUUUCGCUGGUGCAUUGGCUUAGACACAGGAUGAGAAAAAGGUUCAGAUCAAAUGCCCACGUUUUUAUCCCGAUGAUGAACAUUUGAUUAUUUUUCUAUUUUGAUUAUCUAGCUAGGAAGCGAUGCUGUUUUUAUUUUCUCAAGAUAAGUGUGACUUGAUGGCAUUUUGCUUGCGUGAGAUAUUUGUUUACAUGAAUGUGAAUGGGCCUCUAGUUACCCAGCAGAAUGGGACUGUUACCAGAUGAAUGACUGUGCUGUCAGUUGAGAUGUUCUUUUAUUUUACAAUUGACGAAUCAGCCGGGACUCUCGUGUUUAAAAAUCCUUCCAGUGGCCGCCAGAGCCAAGCUAAGCAAAUGACUUGUUCCGUGUUCCUCCACAGGUAAAGCAUUUCUUACUCCUGUGCUGACUUGACUUCAAAUAAAUAAAAACUGAUCUUAUCCCACACAAUAGUCACGCAAGCUGAUUUGAAACCGCUCGUAAAAUCAGGGGACGAUGAAUUACAGACGUAGUAAAUUGCAGCCAGAGUUUAGUACCAGGUGUUUCCGGGAAACAGAUUGUAGCUGUUGUGAAGGAUUCUGAACUGAUGGUUGCUUUAAUGGUGUCUCUGGAACAGUCGACAAUGGACCUGUGAGGUUAAAAAUAAACCCAAACUGGAUGUUUUGAAGAUUUGAAAAUAAAACCACUGGAAAACCACAACAGGUCAAUCAGCAUUGAACGAGAAAGACAGGUUAACAGUUAACAAUCCUUCAGCAGAGCUAACUGUGGGCCGGCCACGUGGCCGGUUUGGGUGCUUUAACAUUCUAUGAUGUAAUUUAACAGGCUGACAGCACCAUAAAGCAGGCUUUUUAAAGGAGGAAGUCACACUGUGCGGUCGGUGUAAGUAUGGAACAGGAAGAAAGGAUUGAGAAAAUGUGAGGGAAGGAGAGUGUUCAUGGUGGAAACCUGUAUGUAUGUCACGCCACCUGUUAAUUUUCCUACAUUGGAAGAGCGAAAUGCACAUUUAGAAGAAUUUUUGCUUUUUUAAAAAAAAUAUAUAAAAAUAUUUUUUUUCCUCAAAGGAUCUGAUGUUUGGGGUAGUUGGGGAGGUUGCCAAGCCUCGCUUUAUGAUUCCUUGGUUAAACCUUAAUAUCCAAGUGGAAAAUCUGGUCCAGACUGAGAGACCAGAGUUACAUUUAUAUGAUUUUUAUGCCAGUGAAUGCCUUCCUUGUGGCACCUCAUAAAUUUCAGAUAUAAACUGCAGCUUUACAGCAACCUCACCUGCUCAAAGUAAUGACUAUUUUCAUUUUAGGAGCUGUGUUGGACUUUACAUUGAUUGUAUUUACCUUUGGCUGUUAAUAAUUAAACUGCAUUUUGAGUACA